UCCAUUAUGAAACAAUAUCUGGUGUUUGCUCUCGUCUUCGUGGCGAUUCUAGCGCUGACCAGCGGUCAUCCUGCGGAGGAUCAGAAGGUCACCUUGGAGGAUGCCGAAGUCCAACCGGGAAUCGAUGAGGAAUCUGGAAUUAGGGCUGCUCGUCACUUUGGCUUUGGCAGACGAUUUGGAGGAGGAGGCUGCUGUGGAGGCGGUGGUUUCCGACCAGGUGGAUUCGGUGGAUACGGCUAUCCGGGCGGAGGCUACGGCGGAUAUCCAGGCGGUGGCUACGGAGGAGGCGGUGCAUCUGCCGCGGCAUCAGCUUCGGCUUCGGCUUCAGUCAGUUCAGGCUGGGGACGCUAAUAAUUGUAAUACGUUCGAAUUUGAUUAAGCCGAAAAUAGAUUAAAGUCGAAACGAAAACAAAAA
Messenger RNA from Drosophila ficusphila, 415 nucleotides. RefSeq names its product glycine-rich cell wall structural protein. The record is from RefSeq and is a predicted model, not a curated record. The transcript has a single exon. The coding region runs from base 7 to 351 and encodes 114 amino acids. Lineage: Eukaryota; Metazoa; Arthropoda; Insecta; Diptera; Drosophilidae.